Messenger RNA from Frankliniella occidentalis (western flower thrips), 2837 nucleotides. Its product is annotated as serine/arginine repetitive matrix protein 2. The record is from RefSeq and is a predicted model, not a curated record. The transcript is spliced from 6 exons. Gene Ontology annotation, cellular component: cilium. Bases 1 to 2616 code for a protein of 871 amino acids. Lineage: Eukaryota; Metazoa; Arthropoda; Insecta; Thysanoptera; Thripidae. Gene Ontology annotation, biological process: cilium organization.
AUGACUAGAAAACACUCAGCCAUGUCAUAUAAUACUUCUUGUCUUCAAGUGCCUGUUAAUCCCUAUAGUCAACAACCUUCACCAUCAUAUGAAAGGAGAUUGGUUGCCACUCCUAAUACAGAAGAUGAAAGUUCACUAUCUAGAAAACUAUGCCCAAUGAGUAUGUCAACACGUCCUGCUUCUAGUAUGCACUCAUCCUCUAAGCAAAAUAUAAAACCCAAAGUGAAAAUGAAUAAAGAGGAUCCACAAAGUACCAAUAAUUCCCCAUUAGGUUCAUUUUUAGACUUCUAUGAAAGUAUUCCAGAUUACCAAGAUGUUACACAUCUUUCAGACAAGGAAUUUGAGGAAAAGCUGAAAUUACUUCGUGACAAACAAAAACAAUACCUGCACACUCUAAGUGACAGGUACAGUCCAAUAGAUUAUGAGUGUCAAGAGCAGGUAAAGAAACCAUGCAAGAGUUUGAAUAAAUUGGAAUUGGCAAAGGAGUGGGUUAACAAAUCAUGUGAUAGUAUUAGUUCGCUUGGAAGAAAGAGUGACAAUGACUUUAGGAUUAGAAGUUCAGAGAUAGAUGACGAAGUCAAUAAAGCAAACACUUUAGGUGGUAGCCCACGAAAGUAUGAUCAGUGUAAUUCCAAAGAUGAAACAGUUGGACUGCUAUUAGAGACAGGCUCAUCACUGUCAACCGACAGCAAAUUGUUGAAAAGUAAUACAUUGAGAUCAACUUUUGCUGUCGAUGGAGAGCAAAAGACUAAUACAACAAAUUCUGGUCAAGAAUGCAAUACCCCAUUCUUCAACGGUGGGAGAUCGGAAAGUUGCCAAGAAUUUCCCAACUACUAUAGAAUGAAAGACAGCCCCAUAAGUAACUAUGAAUUUUACAUCCCCAAAGAAGUCGCUCCCAAAAGUAAUGUAAAUGCUGUUUCAAAGAGGAAAGUUAGGCCAUCAUCAGGCCUGCACAGCUCAGGAACUUCAGAGUUAAACAUAAGAGACUGUAGUAGCUCUCUUGGUCAUGGACAUCAUGAUAUGAAUAAUUAUGAAGACUACUAUGUACCCACAUCAGGGUGGAUGCAGUCUGAUUCUGAUAGUAUGUUAGGAAUGAUGCACAAUAUUCCUACAACACGCCCAUCAAAUACAGUAUUUAAUCAGAGUCCAAUGACUGAGCGGGUAAACCCAGCAAAAGCUGGCUCAGCAAAGAAGAAAACACGGAGGAAAAGAAGAGGAUCCAAGUCAGUGACAAAGCCCGUGCCAUUCAGCUUCAUGAGUAAUGACAGACUUUACUCUCGAUCCACUCCGGAUUUAAGCAGCCACUGUCGUUCUCCAUCUCCAAAGAACUUCAGAGCCCGCCCCAUACCACGGAAUUUAUUUAGCAAUUAUAUUUACCAGAAGAAACAAGAGGAUGAAUUUUUUAGAGCGCUGAAACGCAAGGUGCGCGCCGAGGAGAUGCUGCGCGCCGCAUCCUUGCCGCCAUCCAUGGAGUUCCGCGAGCGGCUCGGCCGCGUCCAGGCAGAGGCGGGGGCGGCGGGGGCCGCGGGGCCGGCGAGCAGCAGCAGCGAGCGGAGCGGGCCCUCAGGCUCGGGCCCGGCGAGGGGGGCGGGCCCGACCAGCCCCCAGAGUACCGCCAGGGGGCGGGGGCGGCGCGGGAGACCUCGGCGGCCGCCCGACUUCACCAAGUGCCACGAGAAGAUGCGACAGGAGCUGUACGAGCGCCAGGGGCGGAACGUCACAACCAGCCCCUCCCCGUACAGCCUCCGCACGGCAAGCCUGUCGCCGAGGCGCAAGUGCUUGCAGGGCUCGGCCUCCUCCGGCUCCGACUCCCGGCGCUGCCGGCCUCGCUCCAGUACCGGCACCGGCAUGGACGGGUCCGCGACGAGCCGCAGCAACCUGGCGGCGCUGCUGCGCAUCCAGUCCGCCCGGCAGCGGCUGGAGGCCGAGCACCACCGCCUGCGCGAGGAGCAGCAGCGGCGCGCCGAGGUACGGCUCAAGGAGCGGUUGACGAGGCUCACGCCCGCCUGGCGCUCCAUCCAGUACUCGACGGAGGAGGACCUGGCGCUGCGGGCCGCGGCGCGCCGCCAGGAGGAGCGCGAGCAGCGCCGCGAGCACGGCCAGCUCAUGAGGCACAUGCUGCACCGCGUCCACACCAUCCCCACCCUGUUCGAGCGGCAGUCGGCGCACCGCCUGCUGUGCAGCGUGGACUUUUGCGGCAGCCCGGCCGCGCUCGACGACGAGGACGAGGAUGCCGCCGACGUCAAAGUGUUCGUGCCGCACGACGUCCAGGCCCCAAGGAGGCUGCCCCGGCCGUCGAGGCCGCGCGAGCGCCCCUGCAGCGCGGGGGCCGGGUCUGGCAGGCGCUCGGCGUGCUCCGUGUCCCCCGACAAGCUGCAGGGCCGUCGCCGUCACCGCGGCUCGCCACCCGUGUCCGCCGUGUCGGCGCUCCGCUCGCCGGACCGCCAGAGUGGCAGGCUGAGGAGCUACCACCGCCAGCUGCCGCACCGCGUCGAGUUCAGUGAGAGCCCGGCGCUCUCCGCCCACGGCGAGGACGACGGUGACGGCUACCCCGAGGAGGACGGCGGGGCCGGCGCGCCCUCGGCCAGAGACGGUGGGGAGGCUGGGGAAGGUUGAUAAGCUGCGCCAGCUGCGACGUCCCGAAGUCGUCAUUCACUUCACCGCCUGCAAAUAUUCGACCACUAUGUUGUCACACUCCCAUGUUAAAUCAUAUGGGAUCCAAACGCGCUGCACCGAACAACGCGCUUAAUGUAUAUUUUUCUCUUUCGUCACUUGUGUACAUUAUUUUGUGAGAAAAAUUUAAUGAAAAUGAAUAAAAUGUCAACACUUUACAGUCA